Macrosiphum euphorbiae (potato aphid) is the source of this 1140-nucleotide messenger RNA. NCBI's taxonomy places the organism in Eukaryota, Metazoa, Arthropoda, Insecta, Hemiptera, Aphididae. The record is from the annotation of a GenBank genome assembly.
AUGAUGAGUAAGGAAAAUGAGUACAUAAAGAUAAAAGAAAACAUAGUUUUUGUAAAAGACAAGACAGAAAACAAUUGGCGUGUGGUCAUACCAGAGAAAAUCGUACAUAUGUUAACAUCAGAAACCCAUGAAAUAAUGGGACAUGCAGGACGAUAUAAAACAUACUAUGCACUAAAAGGAAUGUGCAUAUUCAAAAAUAUGCACAAAAUCACGGCGGCAGUAAUAAAAAAUUGCGACAGUUGUCAAAGAAGCAAACCCAUCAACUAUCAAGCAAGUGGACCAACAAUAUCUCAGAAACCGAAAACACCGUUUGAAACAGUUUCAAUAGAUUUAAUGGGACCCCUUCCCAUGGGCCGAGGAGGAACUCAAUACAUCCUAGCAAUAUUGGACACAUUCUCCAAAUAUAUUAGAUUAUAUGCAUUAAAAAAAGCAUCGGCAAAAGCAAUACUAAAUAGGAUCGAAGUAGACUAUAUACCAAGAACAGGCAAACCACAGUCAAUAUUGACGGAUAACGGAACACAGUUUACGGGAAAAUUAUGGCAGAAAAAACGGAACGACAUGAAUAUCAAAAUAAAACACUCCACUAAAUAUCACCCUCAAUCGAAUCCAGUUGAGAGAUAUAAUCGAGAAAUAGGAAGACUUUUGAGGACAUACUGCCACAAUCAACAUACCAAGUGGCCAAAUUGUCUAGAGAAAAUUGAAGAGUGGAUGAACAAAGUACGAUCCGAAGUUACGGAAAUGACCCCAUGGGAGAUAAUCAAAGGAGAGACACCGAAACAACCACUAGAGGAUAUGAUCAACUUUCCGAGGCCGAAACAAUCAAAAAAAGAAGACAUAAUACAACUUGUAGCAUCCAGGAUCGAAGAAAAAGCAAGAAAACGAGAAUCAAAAAAGAAAAACCAAAGCAAUAUAAUAUAUGAAAAGGGACAAAGUGUGUUAGUAAGAGACCACCACUUAUCGAAUACAGAUAACAAGGAAAUAAAAAAGUUAUUCCACAUGUACAACGGACCAUUCAUCAUAACCAAAGUCAUAAGUAAAAACACGCUAGCCGUGAAGAACAUACACUCGGGACGGGAAGAACUCAUUAACGUGUCCGAGGUUCGUCCAUACUAUGUUAUGGACAAACACAACAAUUUAUAA